UGAGGCUCAACAUUUGCUUGGCCAAUCCCAUGUAGCGCGCGCUUUUUCAAAAAGAUCAGACGGAAGCGUUUUCGGGGCGAAAACUAAAAUUCUUCAUUUAGCAAACAAUGUAUAUUUUUUAAUACAUUAAGUUCUGCGCAGAAAAAACAAAGAACAUUGUAGAGAAAAGACGCAGAAAAGGGUAGAGGCCAGAAAGACUGGAAAACGGCCGCUGUGGAAAGGGUAGGUGGGAGGAAGUUAAUUUCUGAUGCAAACGCCCCGGAGGCUCCUGAGAUGCGGAAGUGGACGCGGCUUCCAAUCACUUCCGGCGGGACUUGAUGGACAGAUGCCUUAUCCAAUCAGCGUGGGCCCCGCAUUAUAAAUAAUCGUUCAAAGCGCUCCCUCUUACUCAGUGGUUCCCGGCUCCUGGCUGUUAGGAAUGGCUCGAACCAAGCAGACGGCGCGCAAGUCGACGGGCGGGAAGGCGCCCCGCAAGCAGCUGGCCACCAAGGCCGCCCGCAAGAGCGCGCCGGCCACGGGCGGCGUGAAGAAGCCGCACCGCUACCGGCCCGGCACCGUGGCCCUGCGCGAGAUCCGGCGCUACCAGAAGUCCACGGAGCUGCUGAUCCGCAAGCUGCCCUUCCAGCGCCUGGUGCGCGAGAUCGCGCAGGACUUCAAGACCGACCUGCGCUUCCAGAGCUCGGCCGUCAUGGCGCUGCAGGAGGCGUGCGAGGCCUACCUGGUGGGGCUGUUCGAGGACACCAACCUGUGCGCCAUCCACGCCAAGCGCGUCACCAUCAUGCCCAAGGACAUCCAGCUCGCGCGCCGCAUCCGCGGGGAGAGGGCGUGAGCUCCAUCCCACCCACUUGCGCCAAAACCCAAAGGCUCUUUUCAGAGCCACCACAUUUUCACUUACAAGAGCUGUGCGCAAACUGUUAAUUUAUUUCCAGGCAGGAAUUGCCGCCCUGCGCCUAGAGUGUGUGGGAUCUUUACUUGGUGUAGGAAGUGUUUGAGAACACAGGUCCAGGGGUUUUUGAGAAUAAAACCGUGGAGAAUAGGAAACCCGGAAGGGCUUUAAGUAGAAGAAGCAGGAGGAAGAGACCAAGCUCUCCAGAAAGAACUGGGCCACGUUUGGUUGCUGACCGCUCCCUGUGAUAACGGAACCCCGAGCCAAGGUGUUUUCCCGGUCCUGUCUCUACACUGUAGAAUGAGCUCCUCGGACCAGAAGAUUUAAGCAGAGUGUGGAAGUUAUUACAAGUAGGCUCCGACUCCCCGGAAGAGGAGGGGGCCGGUGGUGGGCUGCCGCUGAACCCUUGUGGUCACGGUAUGUCUAUAUGUGCUACAAGCUGCUCUUCGUCUUCCCCCUGUCGCCACCUGCUUGAUUCCCUCAAUUGUUUUUGCCCAACAACCGACCUGAACUGUUGCUAUGCGUUUGUACCCCUUAUUGCUGCGGGCCCACCCUUGGUUUCCCAUGCCUCCCGCUGAGUCCAGAAACAUUAUAUUGUUUCUGCUUGGCUGGUUCCUGUGGUGAGGCUGCUCUAACUGCCAUGUCUGCCCCUAUGUUCCCCCUGCCUUCGUUUUCCACCGGACCCCUGCCCUGUCUGCCUGCGUUUCAAGUUAACCCUCUUACCUGCGGAGUCAGAGAAAAAGGGACUUGGGUGGGUUCGAAGGGUUAGACCAGGACAAAAACCACAGGCCCAAACCUAGAUUUAAUACCUGAUCUAAUCCAGUUCCAACCUCUCCCAGGAAUGUGACUGUAAACCACCAGUCUGGAAUUUUCUGGUAAAGCUCCAGUACGGUCAUCGGUCGCAUGGGCCCUCUCCAUCACAGAAAGGAGAGGCAGCCUGCGGGAUGAAAAUGCUUAUUCUCUUUCCCCAAAGAGAAGCCCUUUCUUCACCUUUGGUGAUGGUUGCUUGCUCUGUCCCUGUUCCUAGAAAACUCAUUUAUUUUGUACAACUCCUAGGAGCACCCUUCUAGUUCGUUAUAAGUCAGUUGCUGCCCGGUUCAGGAAUUGGUUAAUAAAGCCAAUUAGAUCUUCAAAUGGA
Molecule: messenger RNA, 2024 nt
Organism: Myotis davidii
Lineage: Eukaryota; Metazoa; Chordata; Mammalia; Chiroptera; Vespertilionidae
Product: histone H3.1
Exons: 1
Coding region: 419-829 (136 amino acids)
Cellular component (GO): nucleosome
Molecular function (GO): structural constituent of chromatin; DNA binding; protein heterodimerization activity
Source: RefSeq, a predicted model, not a curated record